Molecule: messenger RNA, 2180 nt
Organism: Xyrauchen texanus (razorback sucker)
Lineage: Eukaryota; Metazoa; Chordata; Actinopteri; Cypriniformes; Catostomidae
Gene: utp6
Product: UTP6 small subunit processome component
Exons: 19
Coding region: 111-1895 (594 amino acids)
Biological process (GO): maturation of SSU-rRNA from tricistronic rRNA transcript (SSU-rRNA, 5.8S rRNA, LSU-rRNA)
Cellular component (GO): Pwp2p-containing subcomplex of 90S preribosome; small-subunit processome
Molecular function (GO): snoRNA binding; protein binding
Source: RefSeq, a predicted model, not a curated record
UUCCUUUCCACGCGUGUGUGGGUAUGUGAAGCAGGUCAAGGAUUGCUUAUUCGACUAAAACUCCAAAUAUCUUACACGUUUUAAGAAGGGGGUUCCCACAAACAUAAGCAAUGGCUGAUAUUGUGCAACAGCGAAUAGAGGACAAAAUUCCCGCACUUGAACAGCUGGAGAGAGUCGGUCUGUUCACCAAUAAAGAAGUCAAGUCCAUGCUGAAAAGAUCUACUGCUCUGGAAUACAAGCUGCACCGAGCUGUUCAAAGUAAAGUCGACUUUAUUGCCUACAUACAGUAUGAAAUAAAUGUCCUUGAGCUCAUCAAGAAGAGGAGAUCAAGAAUUGGCUACCAUUUUAAAAGGGAGGAAAUCGAGUUUCCCAUCAUUCAUUGCAUAAACAAUGUUUUCAGAAGGGCUUCAUCAAAAUGGCAGGAGGAUGUACAGCUCUGGCUUUCUCAGGUUGCCUUUAAUAAAAAAUGGGGCACAAAGACUCAGCUUAGUAAAGUUUUGUCAUCAAUGUUAGCUAUGCAUCCUGACAAGCCAGCUCUUUGGAUCAUGGCUGCUAAGUGUGAGAUGGAAGACAGAAACUCUUCAGAGAGCGCCCGUCAUCUCUUUCUCCGUGCCUUGCGCUUUCAUCCUGAAAAUAAGAAAGUCUAUCAGGAGUAUUUCCGGAUGGAGCUUAUGCAUGCUGAAAAACUGAGGAAACAGCAACAGGAGUUGGAACAAGCUAAAAUAGAUGUGAGGGAAUAUGAGUUUUCUCCAGAGAUCUUGAGUGGGAAACUGGCCGAGGUGGUGUAUAGAGAUGCUACACAAAAAAUUAAAGGGGCUGAAUUUGCCUUGUCCCUGCUACAGAUCGCUGCUAUCUUUGACUUCACAAAGGAGCUACAGGACACCAUCCUGCAAGAGCUGCAGAGUCAGUAUCAUGAUGACUGUCUGAUGUGGGAUUUCAUGGCGAAGCGUGAGCUGGAUUAUUCAGUGGCCCCAGAGCUUCAGUCAUUGAGAGGAAGAGCUUUGGAUACAGACCGCAGAGAAGAGCGCUGCUGUGUUGUUUAUGAGGAGGCUAUCAAGAGCCUUAAUACAGAGGCCAUGUGGACAUGCUAUGUCACAUUCUGCCUGGAGAGAUUUAAGAGGAAGACAAAUGUUACUGAACUUAAGGGAAAGAGAAUUGAGCGGUUACUCAGAGUCUCACAGAGUGCUCAUGAUGCUGAGCUUCUACAAGAGACAUUCUACAAGAGCUGGUUACAGGUCCUGCUGUUGUCAGGGGAUACAGCAUCUGCUACGCAGAUCGCAAUCACAGCCACUCAGCGCUUCAGCCAGUCAGUGGAGAUGUGGAGCCUCAGCCUGCAGACAUUGUCCCAUCUUAAAAGCGCAGAGGCAGGACAUCUUUUCCAGGAAGCUCUGAAACAUGUGAAUCCCAAGGAAACUCUGCCAAUAUGGCAGCUGCAGGCAGAUUGGAGCAUGACUUCACAGACACCUGAGGAAACGGAGGGCUUAUUUCAGAAAGGUAUUUUUUCCCCAGUACCUGCAGUGUCAUCUGCCAUGAAGGAAAAAUACCUUGAAUGGUCAUAUAAAACUGGUGGAUACAAAAGGGCCAGAAAGACAUUUACAAGUUUACAUGAACACAGACCAUUCACCAAGUUAUUCUUCAUGAAGAUGAUUCAGUUUGAGAAAGAGCAGGAGACCCCAAAGAUGAGUAAUUUAAGAGAUUAUUACGAGCGAGCACUACGUGAUUUCGGCUCCUCCGAUGAAGACCUCUGGAUGGACUACAUCAAGGAAGAGUUGGGCAGGCACGGAAGUCCAGAGAACUGUGGGAAGCUCCACUGGAGGGCUGUUAAGACUCUGGAGGGCGAAAGUGUUGAGCGUUUCACAACCCAGUACACAUUGCUGCAGACCGGGCACAUCUAGAACAAACGUGAACCUUUAACAUUGCUCUGGUUUGUUCUUAUGUAUAGCACAAAGUGGCUGAGGGCUUUAGGGAUUUCUCUUCGAAAAGCCAAAUACCAAUAUUGAGACCAUGAAGGCACUUCAUGAUUUGCCUUUUGAAAUGUCGGUGUACACACAUUUGUUCUUUCCUGUUUUUCCAGAAAAUACAUUUUAUUAUGACAUUGUCUAAUGUUAAAUAAAUGGUUACAUUGUACCACUUUAAAACAAAAUACAACAAAAAAUAAAAACACAUCAUGUGAAAUGCUG